AUCGCUUGCUUCUUCUCUACACCUUUUCCCUCUCGCCUUUUAUUCUUCUUCUGCUUUUUUUGCACCAACAAUUAGCAGCGACUUGUCGAUUGCGACCUUGACCCCUCGCAAACGACUUCGCAUGGAGUAAAGUUCACUCGUCCAAUCCUUCCCCCCCUCCUUCCUCCUCUCAUCCUAAAUCAUCUCCCAGGGACUUUUUCUUUUGUUUCCCCCCUGCUGCGACGACUUGUAAUUGCUUGACCUUGUAUUUUCGAGGCAAACAGUGCAACAACAGCACAAAAUGUCGCAAAAGCAGGUGACAUCGGACGACAGCUUGGCGGGCAAUGGCUUUGCUACCGGCAGCCAAGCUAGGAACGACAGCAACAAGGACCUCGCCGGCAUGCACCGGUCGCACAGCGGCAUGGACAGCAACGACUCGGCCAACCAGGUUCUCGAGUCCCUGGGCUACAAGCCGGAGCUUCAGCGAAACCGCUCGACGUGGCAGGUGGCAUUCAUGUCCUUUGUCCUCGCCUCGAUCCCCUACGGCCUGGCGACCACCAUGUUCUACCCCUUGAUCGGCGGUGGUCCCGUCAACAUCAUCUGGGGAUGGGUCCUCGUGUCGCUGAUCAUCAUCUGCGUCGCCGCGUCCCUCGGAGAAAUCACCAGCGUCUAUCCCACCGCCGGAGGCGUCUACUACCAGGCCUUUAUGCUGGCGGAUCCCAGCUGGCGCCGCGCCGCAUCGUGGAUCUGUGGCUGGCUGUACGUCGUCGGAAACAUCACCAUUACCCUGGCCGUCAACUUUGGCACCACGCUGUUCUUGGUCGCAUGCAUCAACGUUUUCAAGUACGACGUUGACGGAGUCCCUACGGGCAUCUUCGAGGGACAGCCGUACCAGGUCUUCUUGAUCUUCCUCGGUCUCACUCUGUUCUGCAACGCUGUCUCGUCUCUUGGCAACAAGUGGCUGCCAAUCCUGGAUACUGCCGCCAUUUUCUGGACCUUUGCUGGCGUCAUUGCGAUUAUGGUCACGGUCCUUGCGCUUGCCAAGGCCGGUCGCCGUGAUGCUGCGUUUGUCUUUGGUCACUUUGAGACCAACUCUGGCUGGCCCGCCGGCUGGUCUUUCUGCGUUGGUCUGUUGCACGCCGGAUAUGCGACCUCGUCGACGGGAAUGAUCAUCUCCAUGUGUGAGGAGGUUCGCAUGCCCUCGACCCAGGUCCCCAAGGCCAUGGUCGCCACCGUUGUGCUCAACACCUUUGCCGGUCUGUUGUUCAUGAUCCCCUUGGUCUUUGUCCUUCCCGACAUCCAGUACCUGAUCGGCCUCGCAUCUGGUCAACCCGUUCCCGAGAUCAUCCUCGCCGCCGUCGGCGAACCCGGUGCUGCGAUUGCGCUGCUCAUGCCCCUGCUGGUCCUGGCCAUCAUUUGCGGUAUCGGCUGCACGACCGCCGCCUCCCGCUGCACUUGGGCUUUUGCUCGCGACGGUGCUAUUCCUGGUGCACAGUGGUGGCGCGUCAUCAACGAGAAGCUCGACGUGCCCUUGAACGCCAUGAUGCUCUCAAUGGCCGUGCAGAUCAUCCUCGGCCUCAUCUACUUUGGCUCGUCGGCUGCAUUCAACGCCUUCUCCGGCGUCGGCGUCAUCUGCCUCACGGCCUCGUACGCCACCCCGAUCGCCAUCAACCUGUUCAAGGGUCGCAAGGCUACCGCCAACGCCAAGUUCCAGCUCGGUCGCAUGGGAGUCUUUUGCAACAUUGUCGCCCUCGCCUGGUCUGCGCUCGCCAUGCCGCUCUUUUGCAUGCCGAGCUACCUGCCCGUCACGCCCGAGACGGUCAACUACGCGCCCGUGGUCUUUGUCGCAGCCACCAUCGUUUCUGGUGUGUGGUACAUUGUGUGGGGCAGGGAGAACUACGCCGGCCCUCCAGUCCAGGAGGAGUACAACUAGAGCUUGUGGCGGUGUGUUUUCUGAGGGGAGGUGAUGGGUAAGUGGGGCGACAAGUAUCACGGCUUCUGGCGGAGCCGUCAGGGCCCUGCCGUUUCCUUGAUUGAUAUGCUUGGUUGUUUAUAUGCAAGCUGGCACCCCCAGAGGGUCCGAGGGAGCGAGUCGAGAUUUGGAAGUUUUGGAUACGAUAGAGGCAUUGAGAAGGAGGAGUCUAGGUGUUGGAUCGUGUCGGAGAGGCAGUACUGUCUUUUAUGUUUUGCUAAAAGGAAAUGAUACCCAGUUGUUUAGUUUUCAAUCCAACAUUUAAACUCAGAAAAAGACUGGCCCCGCUCGAGAAUCAGCAGAUGCGAUCUUCUCUGGGCUUGGCAUUCAAGUAUUGGACCUUCACCGUCUCAUGUCUGUCUUUUUGU
This is a messenger RNA of Pyricularia oryzae 70-15, 2319 nucleotides long. Its product is annotated as choline transporter. Gene Ontology annotation, biological process: transmembrane transport; amino acid transport. The transcript has 3 exons. Gene Ontology annotation, molecular function: transmembrane transporter activity. NCBI's taxonomy places the organism in Eukaryota, Fungi, Ascomycota, Sordariomycetes, Magnaporthales, Pyriculariaceae. Gene Ontology annotation, cellular component: membrane. Bases 281 to 1912 code for a protein of 543 amino acids. The record is from RefSeq and is a predicted model, not a curated record.